Molecule: messenger RNA, 2854 nt
Organism: Hippocampus comes (tiger tail seahorse)
Lineage: Eukaryota; Metazoa; Chordata; Actinopteri; Syngnathiformes; Syngnathidae
Product: involucrin-like
Exons: 5
Coding region: 273-1574 (433 amino acids)
Source: RefSeq, a predicted model, not a curated record
GAACGCGCGCGGCAUGACCACGCACACACGGCUCGGAUGUCAUCCGCAGUAAAAAAUAGCACCCAGGAGCUGGUUGCCACGCGACCCUUCCUGAAUGGACCGACUAAAAGUAAGUACGAACGUACACGCCUCCUUUACUUCCUCUCAUCUCGUGCUGAGAUUGUAGAAGCCUCGUCAACGUGCGCUCACCCUGAGUCUAAUUGGUAAGGCAGUGCGUGUGCCCAACCACGCAUCCUUCUCUCCCGGAACAUCGUGUUCUUUGUGCGGGCACAAUGACGGCCAAGCAUCGGAAGGGGAAAAGCAACCACAAACACGAAGAGGACCACGUCAAAAGUGAAAUUCCCGAAUCCGAAGUUCAAACAGGAGGGAAUAGCUACACGCUUGUGUUGUUUGCAUGUCUCGUCGUUGUCAUCGGCGGUGCAACGGGAGCAUGGUUCUGCUACCAGCAGCACCAAACUUUGACCCACUUGACAGACACCGUAACGGGAAUGCAGAUGAAAGUGGUGAAGCUCCAGGCGUCACAGGAGACCAUGCGACAGACAAGUGAUAAGGUACAUGUUUCAGAUGAUGUAGAAAGUCGUGUCAAUGCUCUGGAAGAGUCGUACAUGUUGGCCCAGAAGCAGGUGGAUGAGGCCUUAGCUACCGCAGAGCACUUCAAAACGUCGGAUCUCCCCGCUCAGGUGCUAUCACUCCACACGGAGAUGAAAUCCCGUCUAGCAGAGAUUCAGCGGACCACUGUGUCUGUGGAGCAGCUGAGCCAGCUUCAGGGGAAGAAUGAGAAGUUUGAGGAGGUCGGACUUCAGGUCGAGGGCCUCGUUACGUUGAGCACCGACUUAUCUAAGCAAGUCCAAGCCAUGAUGGGGCGCCUAGAAGAAGCAGAAGCCAUGCUGAAUGAUGUUGCUACUCUGAGGGAUAAACUGAAGCAGCAGACUGCGCAACUGAUGGGCCUGGAGGUGCAGCUGAAGUCGUACCAGACUGAGAUGGCGACCAUCAGAGAAUUGCUGCCGAAUGAGCGCUCCAAGCAGCUCACACAGGACGACAUGGAGGAACAGAUCAGUGCACUUCGAAUGAAAGUUCGGCAACAGAACUCAGCCAGCAGCCGCCUGCACGCAGAACUCAGGGCUCAGCUGGACAACUUACAGUGGCAGGUUACACAGAUGAUAGGAGGUGCUGAAACUGUACUAGAGCCCAUGAAUGAAGCUGAGGGAGAACCAUCUCCUUUUGUCGAGGAAGAAGGUCAAGCUACAGAGGAGGAAGCAAACCUUGUAGCAGCAGAUUCUGACUCAGAUGAGCCGGCGCAAGAAGCUUCAGAUGACGAGACUUACACUGAACAGAUGGAAGAACCGCUUCCCUCUCCAGAAACUGCAGAAACCGAUCCAACGCACACAGAAAGGGAGGAGGCAAAUUUGGAGGAGAUUCUGAGUGAUGAAGAGGAGUUCCUCGAUGAGUUACUGCUUGAUGAGGGUGAUGCCAAACCGGAGGCUGACGCUCACGAUGACAAUGUUGAGAGCCGAGGAGAUGCUGAACAAGUUGAAUCAGAAGAAGAGGAGAUCGACGAUGAAGUGGAACUGUAGGAUGAAUGCAUCAGAAGGCAAUGUUUGUGAGGCAAAAGGAAGAACGUCUUCCAUCAGCAGUGAAAGUAUGGCAAAUAUACAGGCAUCAGUGCUUGCUUUGUGUGCGGCAUGCAUCAGGUGACACGGGUGCUCUUUGAAAGACCGCUUGUUGAUAAUUCAGCCACUGUACUGAUGUCAAUUACAAGAUUUCAGAUUUAUCACUCAAUAACCUCACAACCUCCAAAGCUUUUUUUUCCUCCAAACUCUUUCCGUCGUAGUGUAGAUUAUGUUUCACUUCUUCCAAAUUCUGGGUUGGGCACUUCAUGACAAAAUAAAUGAAAAACUGUAAAUAAGUGUUCACUGUAAGCCACCGUGACAUGGUUUCCUUGUUCCCAUGUCUGCUUUGUGAGUGUGUGAGGAGAACAAAAAUAUGAAGGAAGAAUAUUCAGAUGUAGAGCUUGGAAAAAAAACAAUAGGAAUGGCUGUGACAUAAUUGGCUUUGAUCAUUAAUUGUUAUUGUUGACAGGAUUUUGACACUAUUUGCAACGCAACCGCCACCAAUUUAAGUGAGUGUUUGUUCCAAGUUCAUUCAAAUUUGAACAAAAUUGUUUUUGGUCACACCAAACAAACAAAAAAAAGAAUAUUUUUGUGCAUUAAGAUACAAAUUAAGAUGCCAGUUUCCAGAAGAUUGGGCUUCUCAGAUACGAUAUUCUCUGUGUGUUGCUUGCAUACUGUAAGUGUGCAUAACUAAUGUACAUACGUAAUUUACAGAAAAUUGAUCUGCAGACCAGCUGAAAGAGACACAGCAGUUAGUUAUGGUUGUAUUCAGCUACUGUCAUCUAGAUCUUCUGUGAUUAAGAAAUUUGCAAACAAUCUGCAAUGAUUGUAGUUGAGCUCAUCUGGUCCGCUGAGGAAAUGAAUAAAUAUCGGAACCAAAACUGAUUGAUGCGAGGUUCAGCUCGAGACAGAUUUGGCAUAAACAACCUAAAAAAAUACUUGCUCACGGAAUGUAUGUACCUGAUCAUAGCACCGACUCGUCACAUUACAUGACAAUCUGGGCGACUGGAUGCGAACCAUAAAAAAAAAAAAAAAAGACAAAAACUAUGCAAUUCAAGACAAGCUGUGAUUUUUGCUAAACAUUCUGAAACAAUAUUGUGAAUUCACGUUUCAUAGACUGGUUUACUUUACUACUGUAACAGUAUUCCUUUAAAGCACUGCUGUACAUUUUACCCAGAAUUCAACUGAACUGAGAUGAACUUCAAGUUCAAAAUGUGUUUAGAAUAAACAAAAUUGUUCAGUUU